Molecule: messenger RNA, 234 nt
Organism: Mycena indigotica
Lineage: Eukaryota; Fungi; Basidiomycota; Agaricomycetes; Agaricales; Mycenaceae
Exons: 3
Coding region: 1-234 (77 amino acids)
Source: RefSeq, a predicted model, not a curated record
AUGAGCGUCCCUUCCGAGCCAGACAUCGCCGACCUGCACACAAAGAUGAUGCAGUUGACUGUAAGUGGGGGCACAGGUGGACAUGGAGGGCCCGCCGAGGGCAGGGGGGGAAACGGGGGCACAGGGCAGGGCAACACACUGUCUAUCAGAGCAGACUCGGUGCACAUCGCAAGCCUGAGCAGCCCCGCCAACGGCCCCACCAGUGGCACCAUCGGUGAGCCUGCAGAUGAAUAG